AUGGGCAUCAUGGAGACCAUCGCGUCGCGCAUGCGCGGCGCGCGACGCCCCAAGCCCAUCAGCAAGUACGAUCUCGGCUCGGGCGGGGGUGGGGCCGGCGACGCGGGCGACGCGAGACGCGCGGGCAGGUUCGGGUUCUCGCGCCGAUCCGCGACGGACGAGCGCGGCCGCGGAGGGAUGUUCGGCCGCAAGACGGGCGCCGCGCGCGACGCGGGGGACCUCGUCCGGCGAGCGCACGCGGGCGCGGAGACGCGCGAGGAGCUCGAGCGUCUCCCCGACGACGUACUCCGCGCCAUCGUAGACGAGGAGUACGAAGAGGCGCUCAGGCUCGACGCCGAGGCGAACAAGAAGGCGGCGGCGGAGGGUGCGCUGGACCUGGAGGAUAACGCCCGCGACGACGAGCGCGCGCGCAAGACGCUCGCGGAGCUCGACCUCGACGACGAGACCCUCGCGAGGAUCGAGCUCGUCAAGACCAUCCUCAAGGAACGGAAAGAUCGAGCCGAAAAAGCGACGUGGCGCCGAUGCGUCUCCAUGGCUCGAUCGACGCUGGGCGACGAACCGGUCGCGGAUUACGACGAUUUCGCGAGAUUUGUGCACAGGGGACUGGACACCGAGUCGGUGGACGAUCGCGAGCUGCGCAGGCUGUACGCCAACUGCCUCCAGCAUCGGCCGGGAUCGCGCGCCGCCGUCGCCGACGUCCUCACCGCCGAACGAUUAGCGGAGUGCGUGGAGAAGGGCCAAUGGUCGCGACACUGGGCCAGGUACGUGCAGGACGCCAGGCGCAAGGCGCUGGACAGAGGGCCGUGCGGGGCGUCCGCGGCGGUGUUCGGCGCGACGUGCGCCGACCCGAUCGCCGCCAGCCCGUUCCCGCCGCUGACGAAAUCCCUAUCGCUCCCCCGCGGGUACGUUCGGUACUUGUUAGCCUUUACCCUCUUACCGUUGCUGUGGCCCGUCGCGGGGUUUAAGCGUUUGGGCGUCGGUGGCGGCGUCGCGGAGGCGCUCCACGUCUGGCGUUACGUCCUUCCCAAACCCCUGCGACGCGUUAAGGACAGCCGCGGCGACCUCGCGGCGCUGUUCCUGUGCGUGACCCCCGUGUGGACGCUGGCGGCGUUGGUAUCGGCGGUGUAUUUCGCGUAUAGGCCCGAGUUUUUACUCGUGGACGUCGCCAUCCCGUGCGCGGUGACCGGCGCGUUGGUGUCCGCCGCCGCGGCGUGCGCCGCCGCGGCGAGGGACGCGGGCGAUCGCGAGCACCCGGGACGGGGCGACGGCGGGCAGCUGAGGCCCUCGCACGCGUUCCCUGGCGGUCGGACGAAAAUCCCAGACGACGAGUCGAGAAUCGUGCAGUCGCACCCCCGGUUGGACACGGUCGAGGAACGGAGGCUGGCGUCGGAGCGCGAGGCGGCGUCGUCGGGAGUCGGGUCGGGGGCGGUCGGCGGGGCAGUCGGGUCGGGGGCGGUUCGACGCGCGGCGGGCGUUUCUGGUAACGGCUCGACGUAUCACGCGCCGAGGCCGCUGGGACGCGACUCGGCGAAGGAGAGCGCGUCGGAGGGGGGCUCGCCGGAGGCUUCGGGCGCGCCGGCUCCGGUUCGCGUUCGCACCGAAACCGCCCGAAACGGCUCGAACCCGUCGCCGUGGGAGUCCAACGGGUUCGACCGCGGCGACGACGCGAACGACCUCGAGUCGGGACCGCCGAGGAGGCUCCCGCCGUUGGGCGGCGUGGGCUCGGUGGGCGGCGGCCGAGGCCGCCGCGGCCGCGCCGCCGCCACAGCCGUCACAACCGUCACAGCCGACGCCACGCACAGGCACCACGCCCAACCGCACCACUCCAUCGUCCACGUCGAACCCCCGGCCGCGUUUCGCAACGACGAGGCGCGCGACGCCACGCGCGAGGCGUUGGCGCGGGGCGACCGCCGCCGAACCGCGUUCAAGGGUGAGGUUUUUGACGUCAUCAAUCGACCAAUCUCGGAGAAGGACGUCGUCGACGCAAUCUGCCGCCGCGCGGACGAGGAAGCCGCCAAGACGUACCUCAUUGGCUCCAGGGUUCCCUCGCUGGAGUUGAAACUGCUGAUGUUCGCGGUGGCGCUGGCGCUGGCUUCUAUACCGGCGCUGCACCGGGGCGUUCACGGCGUCGAGAUUUUUGGGGGCCGCGAGCGGGUCACCGUCUGCGUCGACCAAGUCAUGCCCGAGUCUGUCAUGAACCUCAUAGGCUUCUCGAAGUGCUCCAAGCUCGUCGCCGAGGAGAUGGCGGCGGAGAAGGCGAGGCAGGACGCGCUGCUCGCCACGGGAAACUACACGUACGCCGCGCCGCCGUCCCCCGCCGUCGGAUCUGGCGCCACCGUCGACGACCUCGUGCUCACCGAGACGGCUUCGAGCGACGCCGGAUCGAGCGCCGGCCGCGUCAUCGUCGGCGGCGCCGUGCUCUGGACGACGAUCGCGACGUAUUUCGCGCUGAACGCGGCGCGGUGGACGUGCGCCAGGUGCUACGAGCACCACCUCCGCGCGCGACUCUUCGCCGCGUGCGUGGACCCGCAGGAAGCCGCGCUGUUCGACGUGCCGUACGUGAACGUUCGACACGCGUGGCUGCCGUGGAUGCGAAUACGGAUACACCUGCAGCGCAUGCGACACCUGGAGCGCACGUUCGCGACGUGCGUGGUGACGCACCUCUUCGUCGUCAUCGCCGGAUUGGUCGUCGCCGCCGGGCUGGCGUGCGCGAGGAUAUACACGUCGCCGUACCAGGACGUCCACUCUGCGCCCGCGGCGUGUUUGGGCGCGGCGCUCGUGUUGAGCCUGCCGCUGUGGCUACUGUGCAACGUCGCCGCCAAGACGUUCGCGCUUCAGGAGGAGGACGAGACACUGGUGCACGAGGAACGGUGGAAGAUGACGCUGGACGGCGUGGGCGACUGGCGGAGGCACGCGGCGAUGGCGGACGUCGCCGACCAGGUUCGCAGGCGCAACGCCAAGGCGUGGCCGACGUUCGGCGGCCGCCGCGCCGGGCCCGGAACAGCCGCCGCUGCCACCGUCCUGUGUCUCUUCCUCCUCGCCGCGUUCCUCGCCGUCGCGGCGCUCGACGCCGGCGGCGGCCCCAAGGAGGGCACUUCGGGGGACCAACUGAGGGACUACGUGGAGGUUAACUUUGCCUACUCGCACAAGUACGCGCAGGCGCUCAUGGACCGGCUUUUGAACCUAGCCGAUAACGUCACCGAGACCCGAACCGGCGUGGCUGACGCCAACCGAGCGAUAUCGCAGCUCGACAACGUAUCGCCGAGAAAGACGCACGAACUCGUCACCGCGAUGUCCACCUGCAUGUCGUGUACAACCCCGGCGGGUGAGUCGAAGCCCCGGCCGUGGUACGCCGAUCGAAACGCGUUAGCGGCGGAGACGGCGGCGCACAGGCUGUACUAUCGCAGGGUUCCCUCGUGGAACUCGCUGUGCACCGACGGCGGCAUGGGCGCCAACUACACCGCGCCGGGUUGGUGCGCGGACCCGGUGGGGGAGGAUCCCCCGCUGGGUAAGGCGCGGUGCACGGCGGUGGAGACGGCGGUGGACGCGCGGUGUAACAACCUGGGCGACUUGCACACUCCGCCGCCGGCGCCGCCGCCGCCGAUGAACGCCACCGGGCGGUGA
Micromonas commoda is the source of this 3624-nucleotide messenger RNA. RefSeq lists its product with no specific name. The transcript has 3 exons. The record is from RefSeq and is a predicted model, not a curated record. The coding region runs from base 1 to 3624 and encodes 1207 amino acids. NCBI's taxonomy places the organism in Eukaryota, Viridiplantae, Chlorophyta, Mamiellophyceae, Mamiellales, Mamiellaceae.